AUGGCGCAGUUUGGCUGCCCCUUCUCGAGGGAUCCACACUGCAAGAGGGCUGGAAGUGGCGGCCCACGUGAUGGGACCUUCCCGAACCUACAGACAGGGGCAGCUGAAAGGCGCUACGGCGGCGGCAACAUCCAGGAUGAGCUGAUCUCCAAGGACAGCAACGCGCCCGGGACCCUCGCCAUGGCAAACUGUGGACAGCCGAACACAGGCGGUUCGCAGUUCUUCAUCAACGUGGCGGACAACAGCUUUCUCGACUGGUUUUCUCCGGGUACGUCAAAGCAUCCUGUAUUUGGCAAGAUCACCAGCGGCUACGACGUGGUGGUUCGACUCUCCAGAGUGGAGACACAGGAUGAUGUGCCCACGAAGCCAGUGCAGAUGCUGGCAGUGAGCAUCGUUGGCAAAACGCCGAUGUAA
Molecule: messenger RNA, 414 nt
Organism: Symbiodinium natans
Lineage: Eukaryota; Dinophyceae; Suessiales; Symbiodiniaceae
Source: the annotation of a GenBank genome assembly